UGGCCUGAGUUCAUAUCAGUCCGUGGUCAUCUCCGCCCAACAACACAAACACUUCAUUGAGGGGCGAGAAAAAAGGAAGAGUUUGCCCCUUGCCGUCACAUUAAGGGGCACACUGUGUUAACCAAGAUGGCUGUUGUUUUGUGUUAAUGCUAGCUAAUUAGGAGCAAACUGGGGGAAGGAGAGCGAGUCACUUGAGCGCUGACAGCUGGGCUCCUAAAGGACAGCAACCAUGAAGUUCGCACAGUUGUUGAUGAAAAACAUCUCGGCGGCCAACAUCCCCAAGCAAGUGGAGAGGUUUUCCAAGUUCUCUCCCUCGCCUUUGUCAAUGAAGCAAUUCCUCGACUUCGGCUCAGCCAAUGCGUGUGAGAAGACCUCCUUUGUGUUCCUGCGGCAGGAGCUCCCUGUCAGGCUGGCUAACAUCAUGAAAGAAAUUGAUUUCCUCCCGGACAAGCUCCUCAGCACUCCUUCCCUCAAACUCCUCACCAGUUGGUAUUCGCAGAGUUUGCUGGAGCUUAUAGAGUUUUUAGAGAAGGAUCCAGACGACAAGGACGUCCUGACUAACUUCACACAGAAUCUGAUCACAAUCCGCAAUCGGCACAACAAUGUGGUUCCCACAAUGGCUCAGGGCGUGGUGGAGUACAAGGAGGCCUUUGGUGUGGACCCCGUGACCAACCAGAAUGUCCAGUAUUUCCUCGACCGCUUUUACAUGAGCCGCAUCUCCACACGCAUGCUCAUGAACCAGCACACAUUAAUCUUCGACGGCAGUGUGAACCCGGCUCACCCUAAGCAUAUCGGCAGCAUUGACCCCACCUGUGACGUGGUAGAGGUUGUAAAAGAUGCCUUUGAAACAUCAAAGAUGCUGUGUGAGCAGUAUUAUCUGACCUCCCCUGACAUGGAGAUCACACAAGUCAAUUCCAAAAACCCCGAGCAGCCCCUCCACAUUGUCUACGUGCCUUCGCACCUCUACCACAUGCUGUUUGAGCUCUUCAAGAACGCAAUGCGAGCGACGGUAGAAACCCACGAGUCAAGUCUGGUGUUGCCUGCUGUCAAAGUGCGAGUCUCACUGGGAACUGAGGACUUGACUAUCAAGAUGUCUGACAGGGGAGGAGGAGUCCCUCUGAGGAAGAUUGACCGUCUCUUCAGCUACAUGUACUCCACAGCUCCCAGUCCUGUGCACUUGGACAACGCUCGCAACGCUCCCCUGGCUGGGUUCGGUUACGGCCUCCCUAUCUCCCGCCUGUAUGCCAAGUAUUUCCAAGGAGACCUGCAGCUCUACUCGAUGGAGGGCUACGGAACGUCAGCUGUCAUUUACUUGAAGGCCCUGUCCUCAGAGUCAGUGGAGAGGCUGCCCGUGUUCAACAAGUCGGCCUUGCGCCACUACCAGGCCACCACAGAGGCGGACGACUGGUGCAUGCCCAGCAAGGAACCAAAGAAACUGGGCAGAAGCCAGUGGACACACUCCUAAAAGAUGAAAGGAGGUUGUGGGGAAAUAAUGGUUUGGAAAGAAACACGUCUGGCCAGUUGCGAUCACAAGAUAACAGAAAGCCACGUGUUCUUGACAGCAUGAGAUUGACAAUUUGCUGCUGUCAAUUUGGGCUUCUUAAAUUAUUCUCACCCCAUGGAACUAGCAGACUAGCUGUGUUGAAUUGGGCUUUUUUAAUGGGAAAAACAUCAGAAAUUGAGUUAUCUAUGACCACGUCAAUUUAAAACGUGGACACAGGUUUUAUAAACAAUAUUGUGUUAAAGUUGCUAUUUGUAAAAUUCUCUAGAAUUCUCAACUUAGUAGAACAGAUGACGUGAAAGGUUGUCGUGAAGGCAACAUUUCUUUUUUCAAUGACAGUUUUAAUGGAAAUGACUCGUGCUUUAUUGCAACAGUUUUUUCUGCUAUAAGGGACCGACCGCUACCAGCUAUCAUUUUACAUGUAGCAUCUUUAAUGAACACUUACCGUAGCUAGCACUUCCUACUGGUUGGGAGCAAAAAUUCCCAGAGGAAAUGACUGUUUUAAUUUUAGAAGAAGACAUUUUACUGUAUUAGAAUAUGUUCUUACAUCUGGCUUCAUAUAAAGUGCUUCCUGUCACAUAAUCGAUCACCCAGCUAUUGAAUGUUGCCAGCAAAAAGCCUGUUCCAAACAGAACAAUCCCUGCAAUACUUCAUGAUGCCAGUGAGCUUUUUAUUGACCUUUAUCUGCUAACUCACUAGUUGUCAUGUGUUUGCUGCUCAGCUAAUUCAGCUGCUUAUUUUGGCCCUAAUACUGUAAAGAAGCACUCGAAAACAUUUUAGGUAUUAUAAAUUUCAACUAGAAAACAAAUAUUGCAGUUUCUUUGAGAACAAAAUAUUACUGCAAUAUUCGGUAGAUACAAACUGAUGAACUGCGGUCGUACCAUAUUUGAAUAUUUUAACUUUUGAAGAACAUUAGCAAGUAGGAUGCGUCCUGAACUAAUCUGCUUGAUGAAUGAUCAUUUCCAAAUAGGAACAACUCGAUGUGCUUGCUUGAAAUGAGUAAUGUAAUGUGUUUGUUAGUGUAUUUGCACUAGAAUGUUAUAUUAUUUUUGCAUGAACACUGUCCUGCAGUAGCAACGAAAAUGUGUUAUCUUAACAGCAAACUACCUUUAGAACUAAGAGUCAACAAUACAGUAGAUCCCAUUACAGUACAUAUUAAUAUACAAGCUGCAUUUAUGGGUGUAAAGCAUCUUAACAUACUAUUUGGACAUUUUACCUCUCAACUGAUUUCUUCUUUAGCAAAUGGUUAAGAUUUGAAAGGUUUGUAUUUCAGUCUAACAUCAUCAUUCUCUUAUUGAUGUGGUUCACUACUAACCUGACAAAAUAUAAAUAAAUAAAACACCACAAA
Molecule: messenger RNA, 2849 nt
Organism: Nerophis ophidion (straightnose pipefish)
Lineage: Eukaryota; Metazoa; Chordata; Actinopteri; Syngnathiformes; Syngnathidae
Gene: pdk4
Product: pyruvate dehydrogenase kinase, isozyme 4
Exons: 11
Coding region: 230-1465 (411 amino acids)
Biological process (GO): regulation of glucose metabolic process; protein phosphorylation
Cellular component (GO): mitochondrion
Molecular function (GO): pyruvate dehydrogenase (acetyl-transferring) kinase activity
Source: RefSeq, a predicted model, not a curated record